AUGUUUGUACUGCCGGAAGUACUGCCAGCUAGUACCCAACGAUAUGAUAUUCCUUCUGCAGCUCGCUUCGCCAUUCUCCAAGCUGCAUGUGGUCACAAUAUCUGUGCCAAGUACGAGCGAGUGGACUGGAUGCGAUUGACCCCAUGGUGGCGUCAUGAAGAGCACAUCGCCAACCCGCUGGUGAAAAGCCUCAUGUCCCUUAGUGGUCAAUUUUCGUCUUCGAGGCUGUUCCUGAUUUUGCGUCUCAGCGAACUGUUUAACGAACUGAGUGAUGCAGUGCGACCAUGGCAGCCACUACUCCCACCGAUAACCCCGACUGGAAAGAAGCACCCUGACUCAUCGUUUGGUCCUAAUAUUGGUAUUGUAUGCAGUGGACUUGCUUGGACCACAAACAGGGAGAAGAAGGUGCUCGCCGAUGAGUUCACGCCGGACGUGGUUCGCGGAUGGAUAGAGAAAAGCAAAGUGGCCAGCGAACCCACGACCACCUUGCAGGCCUCAGUUAAUCUGAAGCGGCCUACUUUGCGCUUGUCUCCACUACUUAGAAGAAUGGGAGAACUUUACACCAGUGCAUUAUUAUUUUUCUUGGCGUUGAGUGAAGAUACGGUACCAGACAAUCAUCAUCAUGGCCUGGAGUUUGAGUUCGAUUGCGAUGCACCGAAAUGUAGAAUUUACGUCCAUGUCUUACUCGAUGCCAAUCAUCCCGAUGCCCCCGCAGCCACUUCUCCUAACGGUCUCUCUAAGCUCAAAGCCCCAACCGCGAGAGACUGA
Molecule: messenger RNA, 768 nt
Organism: Guyanagaster necrorhizus
Lineage: Eukaryota; Fungi; Basidiomycota; Agaricomycetes; Agaricales; Physalacriaceae
Exons: 6
Coding region: 1-768 (255 amino acids)
Source: RefSeq, a predicted model, not a curated record